Messenger RNA from Dicentrarchus labrax (European seabass), 1431 nucleotides. Its product is annotated as apolipoprotein D-like. The coding region runs from base 141 to 707 and encodes 188 amino acids. The transcript is spliced from 5 exons. Gene Ontology annotation, molecular function: lipid binding. Gene Ontology annotation, biological process: brain development; tissue regeneration; lipid transport. The record is from RefSeq and is a predicted model, not a curated record. NCBI's taxonomy places the organism in Eukaryota, Metazoa, Chordata, Actinopteri, Moronidae.
UUUUCCUUCCAAAGGUAGUGUUUUUGAAUGUUUUUUAGUAGAUAGUAGUAGAGCUGCACAGAUUGUCUUACUUUACUUUGACAACAUAGAAGUCUUUACAUCAGAACACCCUUGCUGAGGUUUUUUUUGGCCUCUUGGACAUGAAGGCAUUCAAGGUCCUGUUUGUCCUCCUGACUACUGCAGCAGCAGCUGACGGUCAGUCUUUCCACCGUGGCAGUUGCCCCCAGCCAUCUGUUCAAGAUAACUUCAAUGUUACAAAGUAUAUGGGCACCUGGUAUGAAAUAGAGAAGCUCCCAGCUAUGUUUGAGAGAGGAAAAUGUAACCAAGCCACAUACAGUCCUCUCGUCGAUGGGACUGUCAAUGUUCGCAAUGCAGAGCUGUUGUCUAAUGGGAAGAUUAAUUCAAUUGAGGGUGUUGCCAAAGUUAAAAACUCAUCUCAACCUGCUAUUCUGGAUGUCGGCUUCUUUAAAGGUGUUCCAGAUUCUCCCUACUGGGUGCUCUCCACAGACUACCAGUCAUAUGCUCUGGUGUACUCCUGUUUUGACUACUUUGGCCUUUUCCACAUCGACUUCGCCUGGAUCCUGGCUCGCACUCGGGUGUUGACUCAGGACGUCAUCAGCCAGUUACGUGACACGCUGGCUGCUGCUGGUGUGAACAUAAACCGCCUCACUGUCAGCAAUCAGACCGGGUGUGAUGUGAUGACCUGAGGCGUGAUCAGCACAAUGAACUGAAGUGGAAGAAAGUGCUGAAUUGGCUGUUUUGAACUGUAGCGCAAACUUCAAGCACAGUACUUUGUUUAUAUCGUACGUUAGGCUGAGUCAAUGCAAUCAAUAGAAAUACACAAGACUGCAUUAUGUUAUUGAUUGAAUGUUGAAUCUACAUCUUUCUGUUUUUAAGGUUAAACAUUAAAAUUAAAGUAAAUCAGUGUGGCCAUAAAACAGCUCUAUCAUCAGUUCAUGAUGUUCUAAUAAUCAGAGGCAUUUUGUGCCUUAAAAUCUUACUGCUGUUUACACUCAUGCACACAACAAGAAACUGUGAUAUUCUUUGAUAGAUUCAAUGACACAUGGAGUUGUAUAGCUCAGUGAAAUAACCAUGUUCUUAUAGUGUAUUUAUUAUGCUGUGGGUCAUGUCAAAUUUGGUUAUGAAUCAUUAGCGUAUAAUCCCCCGAGGUUAGCUGAAUUAAUUUUUUUGUAAAAAGGAGAGAGAAAAGACAUAUUUGCGUCUCAGUUUGAAUUGUAAUCUAUCCUAUUAAUUAUUAUUAUCAUUUUUUUUUAUUUAGUUACACCUUUAGUGCAUAUUUAUUACACAAAUAUUUUAGGUCAUCCUCCUAGAAAAUACUUUAAUGUGUUUGUGUCCUUAAAAUACAGCUUUUUGGAAAUAUGUUUGACAUGUUUGACAUAAUCUGGAGCAAUAAAGUAAAAAGUCAAUUAA